UUUGUUGAUGAUCGCCUGAGGUCAGUUCCUUUCCACCGGAGGCAACAGUAAAAACCCUAAAUAUCAUCACUUUUGUCUGUCUUUUUUCCGUCCGAUACUUGAAUCCGAGUGAACUAGAGUUGGGUAUUCGGUUUCCGUCGAGCUACACGCAGGAACUAUCUAAAGGGUUCCUCUUGGAUUUAUGUGAUUAUUGCAGAUUCUGUGCUUGUGACAAACGUGAGAGUAGAUGGACUGGGAGGACGAGCAAAUUCCACCACUCAAUUUAAAGGAGCUUCCUACAAGUAAGUGGGAUGAUGAGGAUGUGGAUGAAUCAGAUGUGAAGGACUCAUGGGAGGAUGAAGAUGAACCUGCUCCAGCACCGCCACCUGCAGUAAAAGCACCUGCUGAAAAGGCCCCGAAGAAACCUGUAUCAAAAGCUCCAGAAAAGAAAGGAAAAACUGUUGAAGGAGGAACAGAAGAGCCAGUUGAUCCUUUAGCUGAGAAACUUCGCCAACAAAGGCUUGUGGAAGAAGCUGAUUACAGGUCUACUACAGAGCUUUUUGCCAAGAAGGAUGGUGAUCACAAGACCCUUGAUAAUUUUAUUCCCAAGUCCGAGAGUGAUUUCUUGGAAUAUGCUGAGCUCAUUUCUCAUAAACUUCGGCCAUAUGAGAAAAGUUACCACUACAUUAGUUUGCUCAAGGCAGUGAUGAGACUAUCAAUGACUGCUUUGAAAGCAGCAGAUGCCAAGGAAGUUGCAUCUUCCAUCACAGCAAUUGCAAAUGAAAAACUAAAAGCAGAGAAAGAAGCCACUACUAAAAAGAAAGGUAGCAAGAAGAAGCAGCUACAUGUUGAUAAAGCGGAUGAUGAUUUGGUUGCUGGUGCUUAUGAUGAUUAUGAUGAAUAUGAGUUCAUGUGAUUUAUUUGGUCUAAACAAUAUUGUUCCGGUGUUUGCAAUAUGAUCCCAUAUUUCAUCUUGAAUUCAUUCAACAAUGGAAUCAUACGGCUCUUUUUGGUUUUCCCAAUUUAUGGAGAAUUAGUAAAUCUUGUGUGCACAGCUGAGACAUGAAGGAUAAUGUCAUAUAAACCCUCCAACUACAAGCUUGGGAGAAGACUUCUGCAUAGACUUGGGAUCUUUGUGUGUUUUUUUUUAAAUUUCAUUUGCUGCUUUGGAUUAUACUAGGAACCCUUUCUCCUGUAAUUUUAUAGAAUUCGCCAUUUCUUUGUGCAUUAUAAGUACUAGUCCCAUUGCUUGGAUAAAGUUCUGUUAAGAAAUUAAAGCAUCGGUC
Messenger RNA from Rubroshorea leprosula, 1265 nucleotides. The record is from the annotation of a GenBank genome assembly. Lineage: Eukaryota; Viridiplantae; Streptophyta; Magnoliopsida; Malvales; Dipterocarpaceae.